Zophobas morio is the source of this 930-nucleotide messenger RNA. Its product is annotated as serine protease snake-like. Bases 1 to 930 code for a protein of 309 amino acids. NCBI's taxonomy places the organism in Eukaryota, Metazoa, Arthropoda, Insecta, Coleoptera, Tenebrionidae. Gene Ontology annotation, molecular function: serine-type endopeptidase activity. The transcript has 4 exons. Gene Ontology annotation, biological process: proteolysis. The record is from RefSeq and is a predicted model, not a curated record.
AUGUUAAAACUACUACUUAUUUUCGGCGUAAUUUUGGCAGAUAAUGUUUACAGUCAGCGAGUUUCUAGUGCAGAUGAGCAGUUUCGACAACCAGGGGAGAUAAGCCAAAAAAAAUGCAGAGAAUAUUCUUCAUAUGUCCAGGAAAAGAAUGACUGUGGUCAUAAAAUAGUAAAACGCAUUGUCGGAGGUGAACGUGCUGGAAGAACAGAAUUCCCACACAUGGUACGAAUAGGUUAUUCUUCAAAACGCGCGAACACUAGGGUGUGGUUAUGUGGAGGAUCGCUCAUUAGCGAACAAUACAUUCUAACAACAGCAAGCUGUUUAUCCACAGUUAAUAAGGACGCAGAAGUUGUGGUUUUAGGAGUGACAAAUCUUAAUGACACUGACCACAAACAAGAAAUUAAAAUCGCUGAGAAAAUAAUUCACCCUAAAUUUAAAAGACGUUCAUUUUAUGACGACAUCGGCCUAAUAAAACUGGAGAGACCCAUAGAAAUUGAUUCUUACAUUCGUCCAGCUUGUCUUUAUUCAAACUCCCAAAUCAGAGUGGAAAAAGCUAUUGCGACUGGAUGGGGCAAAACAGAUGAUAAUCUUACACAUGUAUUAAGCGACGAUUUGCAUAAAGUCACACUAGACAUCAUCGAUAACGAUUUUUGUACUAAAUCACUAAUGAACAAGAACCUACCAGAUGGUAUUAGAAAUGAUACACAAGUUUGUACCGGAGGGGACACAGAGGGCAGGGAUACCUGCACGGGUGACGCUGGUGGUCCAUUGCAGAUAUACCAUUCAGAGGGAGACAUUUUGUGCGUGUAUGAUGUCAUAGGGGUGACGUCUUUUGGAAGAACAACAUGUCGUGGUGAAGCAUCAGUGUAUACACGGGUGUCGUAUUACCUUAAGUGGAUUGAAGAUAUCGUUUGGCCCGAAAGCUCUUAA